CGAUGCUAAGGAAGUAGCAUUGUUUGCGGAGCAUGUUCAUGGACCAAAAGUGAAGCUGGUGGCUUCAGCGCCAGCCAAACGAACGAUGUUGACGUGACAUAAAACAUUCAAAGGCAGCUACAUGUGAGCCGGGUUACAAGCUGCCAGGUGAAACAUGGAUUUCCUCACUCUGUUUGCUAUCUACGUCGUAGUGGUGCUGACAUGUAUAGUCCUAGUCUGCAAAUACUCAGGCCAGCAGCAAACCCCCUUUAGUAUCCUCUUCAACUCUGUAGUAAAGGUAGUUGCACCAUUUACUCCAAAAUGGCUCCAGAAGUUGUCACAGUGGACCUUGCACAGACUGUUUCACCAAAGGAACAACAUGUUCAUCUAUCUGCAUAUCUUGCUCGAGGUUGCUGUGUAUGCAGAGUUCAGCUAUGAGGUGUUUGGCUUCUGCAGGGACAUGGACACCACCCUGACCAGCCUGUCGGUACCUUACAUCCUGUUGGCCAUCAAGACCUUCUUCUUCUACCUCUGCAUCAAGAGGGAUCCAGGCACGGUGACGAAGAAGAAAGUCGCUGGCCAGCUGCACAUCUAUCCGUAUGACAGGAGGCUGUUUCACCCGGGAGUCUCCUGUCCAACCUGCCAGCUUGUCAAACCAGCUCGCUCCAAACACUGCAGGGUCUGCAACAGGUGUGUCCAGCGUUUUGAUCACCACUGUGUCUGGGUGAACAACUGCAUUGGUGCUCAGAACACGCGCUACUUCCUGCUUUACCUCGUCAGCGUGUGCGCCAUGGCAGGCGACAUCGCCUUACUAACAGCAGACAUGCUGCUUCAUGCUGUAUUGCGGUCAGGCCUUCUGACGGCCAGUUAUAUAGAUGAAUAUGGCCAGCAGCAGCCAGCAGGGCCUCUGUUUGUUGUACAGCAUCUAUUCCUGACUUUCCCUCGAAUCGUCUUCAUGCUGGGAUUUUUGGUCUUUGUCUUCUUUCUGCUGGCGGGUUAUGCCCUGUUCCAUUCCUACCUGGCUCUUGUCAACCAGACCGCCAAUGAGUGGUACAAAAGUCGAGGUUACGUCUGUCAGCACUGCCACCCAACUGCAACGGCAGACCACCUGACAGCGCCAGACCACUCUAAAAGACACUACUACAGCAGGGGGCUACUCCGAAACCUGGGAGAGAUUUUCUUCCCUCCACACCCUGUUCAGAAAAAAGACAACUGAAAAAAGACACUGCUUCCUGUAUUGUUAUGCUGCAUUCACUGUACCACCCCUGGCGUUUACUGUCCUUAAGAUUUACUGCUGACUGAAGAAAUAAAGUUUAUGUAAGCCAUUUCUUUAUGGGCUGUCCUGUCUACCCCCCUCAAAGCUUUGACAAGAUUGUCAGCAAACACAAAAGUAAUCCUCGUUGGAUUAAAUCAUUGUCUGCUAAUUAAAUGUUAUCGCUGGAAGCUUAGGACACGGUAUGAAAUCCCUUUUUAUCCUUUGCCUGCCAUCAAUUAAAGCAUGAACAUUUCCGAAGCUGGAGCAAACCUCUAUUUUUCACUUGUAAUUUCUUCAAUACAUAAUAAUGGCAUUAGGCCUCAGCUUCUGAACAUGAUAUACAUAGUUUUGUAUUGGGCAUGGGUAAAUUUUAAGAUAAGAUCAAUGAGGCCAGCAAGGGGAGCCGUACACUGAUGUUAAUUAGAAUUAAUUUGUUCUAUGUAGAACAUACACAGCUGGACAGCCCAGAGGCAAAACUAGAACUUUGCUUUAGCAUUCACAUAUUAUUUGGACAAUACAGUACGCCUUUGGAUGAAAAA
Molecule: messenger RNA, 1773 nt
Organism: Chelmon rostratus (copperband butterflyfish)
Lineage: Eukaryota; Metazoa; Chordata; Actinopteri; Chaetodontiformes; Chaetodontidae
Gene: zdhhc4
Product: zinc finger DHHC-type palmitoyltransferase 4
Exons: 7
Coding region: 155-1195 (346 amino acids)
Biological process (GO): peptidyl-L-cysteine S-palmitoylation; protein targeting to membrane
Cellular component (GO): Golgi apparatus; endoplasmic reticulum
Molecular function (GO): protein-cysteine S-palmitoyltransferase activity
Source: RefSeq, a predicted model, not a curated record